This is a messenger RNA of Sungouiella intermedia, 2253 nucleotides long. The record is from the annotation of a GenBank genome assembly. Lineage: Eukaryota; Fungi; Ascomycota; Pichiomycetes; Serinales; Metschnikowiaceae.
AUGUCGUUCUCUCUUGCUGCCGACAAAGGCAAGACCAACCUUGCGUUGGUCAAUAACUUGAAAGUGAGUGUUGCUGCUGCCAAAUUCCAGCCUAAAUUGGAAAUCACUGUGUCCGAUGACUCUGGCCUUCUCUUGAAAGACAAAAAGUCUGCAUUCGAAUUAGUUGAGGCCAAUGCUAUUGUCAAGUAUUUGAGCGGUGACUUUGCUGCUAGUGAUUUAUUUUCUGUCGAUGAAGUUGCCGUUUAUGACGCUCUUAAGUCCGGAUCCUCCCAGAAAGCCGUCGAAGCCUUGGAUUCUGUGACUGUUCCAUCCAACAAUGACUUUUCUGCCGCCAACAUCGUUCUUUUCGGUGCUGCCUAUCCCUUUUUAAAGGACUUGAAGGCUUUGGCUACUUGGGUUCAAUCGUUCGCUGCCUUGCCUGAAGUUUCUCAGGGUAUUAAGAAUGCACAAGCUGUCACUACCGUCGAGAGGCAGGUGGCUUCUGCUACCGGCGCUGUCAACGUUAAGACUGGAUUUUUGGUGAAGCCUCAGGACGACAGUAUUUUGCCCAAGGACGGUGAGAGAAAUAUUUUGAUCACCUCUGCUUUGCCAUACGUCAACAACGUCCCACAUUUGGGUAACAUUAUUGGUUCUGUCUUGUCUGCCGACAUCUACGCCAGAUACGCCAAGAACAGAAACUACAACACCUUGUUUGUGUGUGGAACUGACGAGUAUGGUACCGCCACCGAGACCAAGGCUUUGGAGGAGAAAGUCACGCCUCAGCAGUUAUGUGACAAGUACCAUGUUCUCCACAAGGAGGUGUACGACUGGUUUGACAUUGACUUUGAUUACUUCGGUAGAACAACCACGCCUUUGCAGACGGAAAUUGCUCAGGACAUCUUUAUGAAGUUGUAUGACAACGGCUACUUGGAGGAGCAGACCACCGAACAGUUGUACUGUGAGACUCACAAGUCGUUUUUGGCUGACAGAUUCGUGGAAGGAACCUGUCCAAAGUGUGGCUACGAUGAUGCCAGAGGUGACCAAUGUGAUAAGUGUGGUAACUUGUUGGAUCCUUUGGAAUUGAUCAAUCCACGUUGUAAGCUUGAUGAUGCUAAGCCGGUGCCUAAGAACUCCACGCACGUCUACCUUAAAUUGGGUGACUUGGAGCCAGAGUUGCAGCAGUGGUUCAUCGAGGCAUCCGAAAAGGGUGCUUGGUCUAAGAACAGUAAGACUAUUACCAACUCGUGGUUGAAGCAAGGUUUGGACUCCAGAUGUAUCACCAGAGACUUGGUGUGGGGCACUCCUGUGCCUUUGGAGAAGUUCAAGGAUAAGGUGUUGUAUGUGUGGUUUGAUGCCACUAUUGGUUAUGUUUCCAUCACCGCCAACUACUUUAAGGACUCCAAAGAUAUUGCCGGGUGGGAAAAAUGGUGGAGAGAUCCCGAGAACGUACAGUUGUACCAGUUCAUGGGUAAAGACAACGUUCCAUUCCACACCGUUGUGUUCCCAGCAACUCAGAUCGGUACCAAGGACCCAUGGACUAAGUUGCAUCACUUGAAUACUACUGAGUACUUGCAGUAUGAGGGAGGUAAGUUCUCGAAGUCUAGAGGUGUUGGUGUUUUCGGUAACAACGCCAAGGACACUGGUAUUUCCCCAUCUGUGUGGAGAUACUACUUGGCUUCUGUUAGACCAGAGUCUUCUGACUCCCACUUCUCGUGGAAAGAAUUUGUCACCAAGAACAACUCCGAGCUUUUGGCUAACUUGGGUAAUUUCGUUAACAGAUUGGUCAAGUUUGUAAUUGCCAAGUACAACGGAGUCAUUCCAGCUUACAACCCUGAGCAAAUUCCUAAUUACUCCGCAUUUGAGCUGGAAGUUAAUGGCUUGUUGGCAUCUUACAUUGAGAGCAUGGAAGCUGUCAGCUUAAGACGUGGUUUGGAACUUGCCAUGGCCAUCUCUUCUCGUGGCAACCAGUUCUUGCAAGACAACAAGUUGGACAACUCGUUGUUUAACAACUCUCCAGACUUGUCCGAUGCUGUUGUUGGUGUUGGCUUGAACUUGAUCUACUUGGUUUCCGCCGUGAUUUCUCCAUUCAUGCCCGAAACCCGUACUCAGAUCUCUGAGAUCUUGAACGCUCCACCAUUGUCUAUUACCGACAAGUUCGAGUUGGUGUUGGAGGCUGGUCACAACAUCGGAAAGGCCCAAUACUUGUUCAAGAGAAUUGACGAGAAGAAGAUCGAGGAGUGGAAGGCAUUGUACGGUGGUGCCCAGAAGAAAUAG